Messenger RNA from Caenorhabditis elegans, 1016 nucleotides. RefSeq names its product BPTI/Kunitz inhibitor domain-containing protein (gene K12G11.6). NCBI's taxonomy places the organism in Eukaryota, Metazoa, Nematoda, Chromadorea, Rhabditida, Rhabditidae. Gene Ontology annotation, molecular function: endopeptidase inhibitor activity; serine-type endopeptidase inhibitor activity. Bases 102 to 662 code for a protein of 186 amino acids. The record is from RefSeq and is marked reviewed. The transcript is spliced from 5 exons.
AUUAUUAUCUGGGCGACGCAUCGAGGCAGGAACACAACUACAACACGUACCUCUCUUUCUUUUAUUUUAUGACGAUAUUUGUUGUUUAUCUCAGUUGAAUUAUGUGGACUCAAUAUUCAAUGUUGAUAGUUUUGUGUCUUUUUUCUUUGAGCCAUUCAUGUCAGGAUCCACCAAACCGAGGACAUACAAAGUGUGGAAAAGCUCAAAAAUCAAUCAAGUACUACUUUGACAAGAAGCUUGAAAUGUGUCUUCCGUUUCUCUACUCUGGAUGUGGUGGUAAUACAAAUCGUUUUGAUGAUUCCGAAAUGUGCAAUUUGAGAUGCCGAGCAGCAGAUAAAGGCAUAUGCGGUGGUGGCUCAAAAGCACUGGCAAACUGUUCGAACAGAAACAAAACGUGCCCAAAAGGAUCUAGAUGCAUCAUAAUGGCAUUUGGACUUGGAUUAUGUUGUGAUGAAAAAAUUCAAGAAGCAUGGCGACAAGAAAAUCAUCCAGUUUGUAAUAUUCCAAAUCAUGAAGUCGUCACUGAAACAGCUUGGUACGGGGAACAAGAACUUCUUGGAAGGCACUGUGGCCACAAAUUCUGUCCGAUUGGCUCAAAAUGUGUUGAAGGCAGAUGGCUGGCCCAUUGCUGCAGACCGAUCAUAAAAGCCGCUAAUUCAUAGAUUCGUGGCGUCCCGGAGAGUUCAUUUUUAUGUGUUGCUCUUCGCGCCCCUCUCCUCCCUUUGGCUUGAUUUUCACGAAUUUUUGUGAACUCUAUAUUUUUUUUCUAAACGUCUCUUGUUUGCAAAUGUGAUUUAUAUUUUUCGGGUCAUUCUAUUUCUCAAUCGAAUCAAUCAUUCAUACACAAUCAACACCGAAUCAAAGAGAAAGUGUUGCACGUGUAUGCGAAAAUUUUGGAGAUUGUUUUUCUAUGGAAGUGAUUAUUGUGAAUGGUCCGCCGACAUCUACCAAAAUGUGAAAAUAAUGCAUACACGUGCCCAACUUUCUUUAUUUGAUUCGAGUGUAGCUUAUUCAAU